This is a messenger RNA of Quercus lobata, 1981 nucleotides long. Its product is annotated as laccase-14-like. Gene Ontology annotation, cellular component: apoplast. Gene Ontology annotation, molecular function: hydroquinone:oxygen oxidoreductase activity; copper ion binding. The record is from RefSeq and is a predicted model, not a curated record. Bases 1 to 1767 code for a protein of 588 amino acids. The transcript has 7 exons. NCBI's taxonomy places the organism in Eukaryota, Viridiplantae, Streptophyta, Magnoliopsida, Fagales, Fagaceae. Gene Ontology annotation, biological process: lignin catabolic process.
AUGGGAAUAAAGAAUAUUGGUUUGGUCCUAGCAUUAUUCCUAGCAUUUUUGUUUCUGGAUGGGCCGUUUCUUUGCAUGGCUGAUCACCACGAAAUCACCUUUGAUCUGGAGAUGAAACCUUUUAACAAGCUGUGUAACGGGACCAUCAACAAAUUGGUUGUGGGCGACUUCCCUGGCCCACAAAUUAAUGUCAGCAGAGGCGAUACGGCUUCUAUUACCGUUAGGAAUAACGAAGACUAUAAUGUUACCAUUCACUGGCAUGGAUUAUCGCAACGAAAAAAUCCAUGGUCAGAUGGUCCUGAGUAUAUUACACAAUGUCCUAUCCAACCAAAAAGUGAGUUCACUUAUGAGAUUAAAUUUGAGGAUGAAGAGGGAACUCUAUGGUGGCAUGCCCAUAGUGACUGGGUACGUGCCACAGUACAUGGUGCCAUUGUUGUUAAACCUGCUGAGGGAACAACUUAUCCAUUUGAUGAGCCAGCAGACGAUUUUGUAGUCAUACUCGGGGAAUGGUACAAGAGAGACAUGAACUCAACGGUCAUUGAUACCUUGGAAAUAGGAGGUGAUCCAGACAAAUCAGAUUCUUACACUAUCAAUGGUUUUCCAGGACCUCAAGACAACUGCCCCAAAAGUGCAUAUAGUAUUAUGGUUAUACAUGGCAAGACAUAUCUUCUCCGCAUAGUGAAUGCGGCGAUGAAUGAAGAAAUGUUCUUUGGAAUCCAAGACCACAACAUCACGGUGGUGGGUCAAGAUGGCGCAUACAUAAAGCCCAUAGACACCAGUUACAUCAUGAUUACCCCAGGACAAACAAUGGACGUGUUGCUCAAAGCAGACCGUCCGUUUGGUUCCUAUUACAUGGUUGCUAGCCCUUUUUUUGAUUCAUCGGCUCCGUACGAUGCAAACGUAACUUCAGGAAUUGUGCAUUACGGUGUGGAAUCAGCUGUGAGUCCUAGUCCUAGUCCUAGUCCUGCAACAGACAACUUCCCUGUCUAUCCAUCAUUCCUUCCUCGUGUCAAAGCUAGGGAAGCCGCAGACGACUUCACAAAAAGAAUAAGGUUUCGGGAAACUCCACAACUACCGAUGGAUGUCCCAAAAGAAAUUGAUGAAAGAAUCUUCAUCACAGUUUCUGUAAAUGAGUUGCCUUGUGAAAAACUUAAUUCCUGUGGAGCUGGGGCAGAUGGUAAUAGCAGGCACUAUGCAAGCUUAAACAACAUAAGUUUGCUGACCCCAACAAGGGAUAUAUUGGAUGCAUACUACGACAACUUUAUCGCCAAUGCCCCUUCUCCUGCUCCUCUUCCUUUUGACACUGAUUUUCCGGCUUUUCCUCCUACUACUUUUGACUACACAGGAGCUAAUCUGCCCGAACCAACCAUGUUAGGGACCAAGGUAUUGAUGAUAGAGUAUGGUAAAAAUGUGGAAAUAGUGUUCCAAGGGACUAAUAUUGGGAAUCCAGAGAACCAUCCAAUGCAUCUUCAUGGUUAUAGCUUCUACUUGGUUGGGACGGGUUGUGGGAACUUUUACACGGACGACCCUAAUUACCAUCAUGAUUACAAUUUAGUUGAUCCACCCAAAGUUAACACAAUUGGAGUUCCCAAAGGUGGUUGGGCUGCGAUUAGAUUUAAAGCUGAUAAUCCUGGGGUUUGGUUUAUGCAUUGUCAUUUGGAAAGGCACGCCAGUUGGGGUAUGGCCGGAGUCCUCAUUGUGAAGAAUGGAGAACAAGAAGAUGAAAAAAUGAAUAGUCCUCCAUCUGGUGGUAUGCCUAAAUGUUGAGUCUUUUAGAAAAUGAUUCGGUCCAAUCUCUAUGUGCCACCUCCAACUGUUUUGCUUGUUACUGUUUAGUUUGUUUUAGAAAAAUGUUUCGGUUCAAUCUCUAAGGGGCACCUCUAAUUGGUUUGCCUGUUUGUUUAGUGUGUUUUAGAAAAUGUUUCAGUGUGAUCUCAUAAGGACUCGAAGAAUGGAAAGCGUAUUGAAUUAGGUCUUUUAA